AUGUCACGGGCUGAUGCUGGGCGUCUCAUUCACCUAUCAAAGAAGCGCGAACGCGCGAAAGAGGAUAUGGAGCAACAGUUGAAAAAAAUGGAAGAAGAGUCUAGUAAAAGAUCUGCUGGGAUUUCUUCGAAAUUCACUGCAAAUUAUGACGCUAUUGAGGAGAAUCUUAAGUCAAAAACCGUCGGACUUGUAACAUUGGAUGAAAUGCGUGAGAAACAGAAGGAUGUCGUCAACGACAGAGAGGUCACUGUUGCUCGUGGAGAAGACUCGAAGUUGCAGAAAUCUGAUGCGAAACGACUAGGCUCCAGCGCACAAGAAAAAGUUGCGCAGAAGCGUGUGCUUUCCUUCGCAUUUGAAGAUGAAGAAGAAGAAGAGGAGGCUCCAGUUGUUACCAAAAAGAGAGUUGGUAUGGACCCAACGAUCGACACAAGCUUCCUUCCUGACAAAGAACGUGAGGCUGAAAUCGCUAAGAGAAAAGAAGAGCUAGCUGCUGAGUGGAGGGCGCAACAGGAACGUGAGAAAAAUGAAGAGAUCACUGUGGCUUUUGCUUACUGGGAUGGUUCCAGUCAUCGGAAAAAUCUCAAAGUUAAGAAAGGAAACACCAUUUCCCAGUUUCUGGGUUGGGCGAUAGAAGUGCUGAAAAAGGAGUUUACUGAACUCAAGACAUGCGUUCCUGAGAGUUUGAUGUUUGUUAAAGAAGACCUUAUCAUUCCUCAUUUCUACACGUUUCAGGACUUCAUUGUGACGAAGGCGAUGGGUAAAACGGGCCCUUUGUAUGAGUUUGAUGCUGCUGGUGACGUGCGAAUACGACAGGACGCAGCUCUUGAUUGCGGAGAAGCACAUCCUGCAAAGGUGGUUCUUCGAAACUGGUAUGAGAAGAACAAGCACAUAUAUCCGGCUUCACGGUGGGAGCCAUUUGUACCUAACAAGAAGUAUGGCCGCACCAUUGAUGAUUUAUCAACCAUUUAA
Molecule: messenger RNA, 969 nt
Organism: Necator americanus (New World hookworm)
Lineage: Eukaryota; Metazoa; Nematoda; Chromadorea; Rhabditida; Ancylostomatidae
Exons: 9
Coding region: 1-969 (322 amino acids)
Biological process (GO): chromatin organization
Cellular component (GO): nucleus
Source: RefSeq, a predicted model, not a curated record